This is a messenger RNA of Babjeviella inositovora NRRL Y-12698, 2606 nucleotides long. RefSeq names its product mRNA splicing protein. Gene Ontology annotation, cellular component: U2-type post-mRNA release spliceosomal complex. Gene Ontology annotation, biological process: spliceosomal complex disassembly. The coding region runs from base 54 to 2510 and encodes 818 amino acids. The record is from RefSeq and is a predicted model, not a curated record. Gene Ontology annotation, molecular function: nucleic acid binding. NCBI's taxonomy places the organism in Eukaryota, Fungi, Ascomycota, Pichiomycetes, Serinales. The transcript has a single exon.
GGCAGAUCGAGAACUAUAUGACAUAAUAGCUACAAAGAAAGGAAGACUUUAGGAUGAAUUCUCAGACAAAGCGGAAAUAUGAAUCUGACAACCUGAAUCCCCUACCAGCGCCCGAGCCCAACUUCAUGCGUUUCACCAAACUGUCCUCUACCCCUGAUGCACUCAUGGAGAGCGAUGAAGAGUAUGAAAUACGGCCUCUGAUGAAAAGUAUGCUACAGCAAAACAUUGACGAUGAGUACUCAGAUCUCGAGGAUGAUUCAGAGGGGCCGCUGGUGCCAGCACUGACCCAAUCACCGCUUCUCAUGACUCAAAGGCCAACCCCGACGGUAAAAGUUUCGCAGUACCAGGACAGCAAAUUAUCUGCAACAUACGGUAUUGGGGCCAAAUUAUUGCGACAAAUGGGUUAUGUCCAAGGAAAAGGUCUAGGGAAAGACGGCUCCGGGAUUGUAAAGCCCAUCGAAACAAAGCUUAGACCCCAGGGUAUGGGUGUUGGGGGUAUCAAAGAGUUCAAGAACAACAUGCCAGGACAGAAAGAUCUGGAUCUGAGCGAUGAUGAGGGAGUAGCUGCAAAACCAGCUGUGAGUUUUACCAAGUUCCAGGAGAAAGAUUUGUACACAUUAAUCCAAGAGUUGGGAGCAAAAAACGUGGCCAUUCCCCUUCGCAUUAGGCAGAUCUCGGAUGAGAAUAGCUCUGAGGUUACUACGGAUAGAGAAAAGAUGCAGUUCAUGAAGCUUGUGGGGCACUCCUCCGGGAAGAGUGACCUCUCUCCAAGCUACGACAUUACUAGGCUUCGGAGUGAGUUGUCAAAGAUCAACGAUGAGUUAGCCUCAAACCAGGCAAACCGAUUGCUUUCUGUACAGUCUGCGAAAGAACUCGAGACAACGCUGGAGAAAAUGUCUUCUGUGACUAGCUUUUUGUCACACAUCACACAGAAGGUUGACGGCAUAAAAGCGCUUAUCGAUACCUCCGACCAAGAUCUCUACUCUAUAAUUGCUCUGGUUAAUACCAAACUAGGUGCCAUUAUGGAUAAAGUUAUCGGUCUUCCUGAUCUGGCGUUGCCGUUGUUAAAAGACGACGGUUUUAGCGUCGAAGCGUUGCUUGUAUCUAUCUUCGAAGUUCUUUUCCACGAUAUGAUCAAGCACGCCGCAACUACCGGCUCAUCAGACUCAAACCGUGAUCCAGCAAUAUCAUACCUUCCCUGGGACUUGACAGACCUAGAAGGUUCCUCCAGAAUACGGGAUUGUCUACUCGCUUGGAAAUUGAUGGUGGUGGAUCCGUUGGCGGCAAAAUCCCUUAUAGAAUCAUCCAAUGACCCUUUGACCCUCAACUACUUCCAAUCUAUGGUUGCCAAGCAAUGGCUUCCGAACUUUAUGCAUUUGCUUUCCGACGGGCAGCCUCUCAUCAAAGAGCCUAGCUUGAUAAUCAGCAUUUUCCUCGACUGGGAGUCCACCAUUGGCCGAGAGUUCUUUGAGGAACACGUUUUGCUUGGAGUCCUUGUACCGAAGUUUGAGUUGAUACUCCAGGAGCAAUGGAAGGUAUGCUGGAACAGUGCAUCUUUGACGCAGCCUCAUAUAUGGUUGCUAGACUGGAUCGAAAUCGUGGGCGCCCAGAAGCGAAGUAUGACGAAACUAGUUCGAAUGGUUUUUGAUAAGUACAUCUCGGCCAUGUCUGUGACGUGGUUAACUGUCGGCCAUGAAUGUCUUCCAACUGGGCUUGAUAAAUGGGCACAAGCGUUCAGAGAGAACCAGCUUAUUACCAAUAAUUGCCAGGCGGUGAAGAUUCUUACUGAACAGAUAAUUACUUAUCUCCACGGAAACUUCCGGAUUAGUUUGAAAACCCAGGAUUUAACCCCACUAUGGGCGGCGAUUGAGUUUCAGAACCUAAUUCUACAGGACAACUCGAAAUUUAAUACCAUCCUACGCCGGAUCUUCUUCCCGGAGACAGAAAGAGUCUUAUUGAGUUGGUUAAACCGCAGCAGUGUUGACCUUUAUGAAGUAUCUGUCUGGAUGGAGAUGUGGUAUGAUUGGUGGUUAGAGGAAUACUGCCGCGAUGACCCGCAGAGAGUUUCUGAGAUCCGACUGGCAUUUAGAAUCGAAUUCCAGAAACUCAACACCUUGAUGGGAGUUCACGGUGAAACCUUCCGCGAUACUGCCACCAGUCUACUUCCCCCUUCGUAUACUACCGCUGCUGCGAUAGUCCACGAAGUUUUCCUGCAAGUCGUCUACGAUAAUGUCGAUAGAGAGGUGAAUGUUGAUGGGAUUCCUACCGACUUGUUGAAGACCACGUUCAAGGAUUUGAUUGAAACCUAUUGUGCCAAUAACGAUCUUUUCUUCCAAGCUCUGAACAAGUUCCAUGAUACGUUGGGCUUGCCUAUUUUCCGGAUCUCCCGCACCGGAACUAGUAAAAACUCAGUUUGCUGCUACUGGACUGAAGACGUGUUGUGGGUUAGCCCGAAGGAUGAGUACACCCCGGUCAGCUUAGAUGACUUGGCUAGUCUUGUUCCAACCUAAUAGGACAACAGUUACACAGUAUAGAUAAUGAAUUAAAGGCACAUCUACAUUGUAUUGAAGUGUACCUUUAAUGAAAGUAAUGCAGACUACCCGUCU